Messenger RNA from Micropterus salmoides (largemouth bass), 1401 nucleotides. RefSeq names its product mitochondrial methionyl-tRNA formyltransferase (gene mtfmt). Gene Ontology annotation, molecular function: methionyl-tRNA formyltransferase activity. Gene Ontology annotation, cellular component: mitochondrion. The transcript is spliced from 9 exons. The coding region runs from base 116 to 1219 and encodes 367 amino acids. Gene Ontology annotation, biological process: biosynthetic process; conversion of methionyl-tRNA to N-formyl-methionyl-tRNA. NCBI's taxonomy places the organism in Eukaryota, Metazoa, Chordata, Actinopteri, Centrarchiformes, Centrarchidae. The record is from RefSeq and is a predicted model, not a curated record.
GAAGCCAUGAAGAAACGUAAUGGAAAACAUGGCGGCGCCUAUGUGGACAUAUGUUUGGUAAAUAGAGUACAGAUACAAAAAUCUUUAGACACACGAACCGACAGUUGAUGUGAGGAUGUGGACGAGCGGUAAGACAGCAGCAGCUUCUCUUAACCUCCUCCACCGGUUCCAGCGCUGCUGUGUGCGGACAGGGUGGAGGACGAGGAAUGACGGGCGACAGCGGCGGCUCAUGUCCUCAGCGGGGCCCCCUUGGAGGCUCUUGUUCUUUGGCUCUGAUCAUUUCGCUGUGGAAUCUCUUAAACUCCUCACAUCCAGCAGGAGCUCCCGGGAUGGGGUAGUGGAGUCCCUUGAAGUUGUUACUCUGUCUGGUGAAGUCCCAGUCAAGAGGUUUGCUCAGCAGAACCACCUUCCAGUCCACAGCUGGCCGCCUGACAAUGUGGAUGGACGGUUUGAUGUUGGGGUGGUGGUGUCUUUUGGCUGUUUACUCCCUGAGAGACUGAUCAACAAGUUUCCACACGGGAUUUUAAAUGUUCACCCCAGCCUGCUGCCAAGGUGGCGAGGUCCAGCACCCGUCUUCCACACCAUCAUUCAUGGUGACACUGUGACGGGAGUCACCAUCAUGCAGAUCCGCCCUCACAGGUUUGACGUGGGCCCCAUUCUCAACCAGGAGUUCCAUCAGGUCCAUGAGAACUGCACUGCUGAAGAGCUUGGAGCUGCCCUAGCCACAAAGGGAGCACAUCUGCUGAUUGAUACAUUGAUGACACUGUCUGACAGAAGGGCACAUAAAAGGGAGCAAGGACAGACGGGUGCGACAUUUGCCCCAAAAAUCACUGUGUCCAUGAGCUGGGUGGUGUGGGAGGAACAGACUUGUGACCAAAUUAGUCGCCUGUAUCGUGCCAUUGGAUCCCGGGUUCCUUUGAGGACCACAUGGAUGGGCAGGACAAUAAAACUUCUGGAUUUUGUAGGAAAAUGUAACAUUUCGUUAUGUGAUCCAAGGAGGAAUCCAGUUCCUGGCUCAGUGCACUAUCAGAAGGAGUCCGAUACUCUGGCUGUCUGCUGUAAGGAUGGCUGGGUGGGAUUCAAGACAGUGGUCCUGAAGAAAAGGCUGACAGCAGCUGACUUCUACAAUGGCUACCUGCAUCAGACAUCUGGAGGAGUGUUUGUCAGUAGAAAAGGAGGAAGUGAAGCACAUCAGAAGAGCCAGAAGUCAAUGUUGUGAUGCAACAGCUAUUAUUUUCUUCCUUGAUUUGAACACUGCAGACAUGACAUCCCCAAAUAGAAUUUAGUUAAUUUGUUACUCUUGUCUGUUUUAAGACAUCCAUAUGUAUAGUACAUUUACUAUAUUACAGCAUUAGUACUGUAUACUUGAAAUAAAUGUGCUGUUGACAGAUACCAACAAUU